Rattus norvegicus (Norway rat) is the source of this 1584-nucleotide messenger RNA. NCBI's taxonomy places the organism in Eukaryota, Metazoa, Chordata, Mammalia, Rodentia, Muridae. The record is from RefSeq and is a predicted model, not a curated record.
CCGUGCGUGCCAUGCGUGAGCGUGCGCGUCGGCCGGCGAGGGAGCAGCAAACGGCCGGCGGCAGGCGCCGCGCGGGGGGCGGGCGGCGCGGAGGCGGCGGUGGCCAUGGCUGAGGCGUCGCCGCAGCCCGGACGGUACUUCUGCCACUGCUGUUCGGUGGAGAUCGUGCCGCGCCUGCCGGAUUACAUCUGCCCACGGUGCGAGUCUGGCUUCAUCGAGGAGCUUCCAGAAGAGACCAGGAACACAGAAAACGGCUCAGCCCCCUCCACAGCCCCUACUGACCAGAACCGGCAGCCAUUUGAGAAUGUGGACCAGCACCUGUUCACGCUGCCACAGGGAUACAGCCAGUUUGCUUUUGGCAUCUUCGACGACAGCUUUGAGAUUCCCGCGUUCCCUCCUGGGGCCCAGGCCGAUGAUGGCAGGGACCCUGAGAGCCGACGGGAGAGAGAGCACCAGUCUCGGCAUCGGUAUGGGGCCCGGCAGCCCCGUGCCCGCCUCACUGCCCGGCGGGCCACUGGCCGGCAUGAAGGCGUCCCCACGCUGGAAGGGAUCAUCCAGCAGCUCGUGAAUGGCAUCAUCUCUCCAGCUGCCGUACCCAGCCUGGGCCUUGGUCCCUGGGGCGUCCUGCACUCGAACCCAAUGGACUACGCCUGGGGGGCCAACGGCCUGGACGCCAUCAUCACGCAGCUCCUCAAUCAGUUUGAGAACACCGGCCCCCCACCUGCAGACAAGGAGAAGAUUCAGGCUCUCCCCACGGUCCCAGUCACAGAGGAGCACGUGGGCUCAGGGCUGGAGUGCCCAGUGUGCAAAGAAGACUACGCGCUGGGUGAGAGAGUGCGGCAGUUACCCUGCAACCACCUGUUCCACGACAGCUGCAUCGUGCCCUGGCUGGAGCAGCAUGACAGCUGCCCGGUCUGCCGCAAGAGCCUCACUGGACAGAACACAGCCACCAAUCCUCCAGGCCUGACCGGUGUUGGCUUCUCCUCGUCCUCGUCCUCAUCCUCGUCCAGCUCACCCAGCAACGAGAACGCCACAAGCAACUCCUGAGUCCCACCUGGCCAUCCCCCCGGGGCUUGGUCAUCCCACCCACCCCAGGUGCCCCAGCACCGCCUGCCAUGGCCGUGGACUAGAGGUGCUGCCCAUGGCGGCCGGCAGCACCUGGCGGGCCCCAGGCUGCGGGCGGCUCGGACUUGGCCAUGGCCGCUCCUGUUUGGAGGUGUGCACGUGGGUCCCAUGUCCCCAGCAGGCAGGCGCCUUCAGUCCGUCUUUAACCUCACCCUCCAAAUGUUCAACGGCAGAAGGGUUUUUAUGAUUUUAAAUUAUUACUGCUUUGAAAUAAAUGGACGUUUGAGCCACGUGCGGCCAUGCAUGAUCUGUGGAGAGUCAGCAGAACUGUCGCCAGGCCCAGCCCGCCACAUGCCCUGGGAGGCCGGGCCAGCACCCAGUCAGCGCCGGCCUCGGGACCACGAGGGUGACCAGCAGACCCAGGAACAAACUGCUCCAGCAGACAUUUUUUUUUUUUUUUUUAAGGGAAAUGUGUGUUAUCUGGAAAGCUAUUUAAAAUACACCUACUCAAAAAGCAGA